AUGAGCAUAGAAACCAUGCAAGCAGUGGUCUACGAAGGCCCGUUCAAUAUUGUUGUGAAGGAGAAGCCUAAGCCUGUAUUGAUUGAUGAAACGGAUGCCAUCCUCAAAGUGCACAUCGCGGGUGUAUGUGGGAGUGACUUGCACAUGUAUCGAGGACACCAAAAGACGACCACGGGACAUACCAUGGGACACGAGUUCAUCGGCACUGUUGAGAGCGUUGGGUCUGAUGUGUCCAGGUUCAAGGCUGGUCAGAAGGUCAUGUCUAUCUUCUCUCCCAUGUGUAUGCAAUGCUGGUUCUGCCAGCACGGACACACAAAUCGAUGCGUCAAUGGUCCUUCUUUCGGAAGCAUGUCCUUGGAUGGCGGACAAUCCGAAUACGUUCGCGUCCCAUUUGCAGACAGUACUCUUGAAUUCAUACCCCAGGAAGUUAGCGAUGAAAUGAUGAUCAUCAUGUGUGAUAUCUUCCCGACGGGUUACUACGGAGCAAUGAAGGCCAUCACAAAGCUGAUGCGCAAUAAUGAUACAGCUGACUCGAUCGCCGGAGGUACGCUACACGCGCCGUCUGCCCUUCGUCCAAAUUUUCUGAAGAUCACACUUGAUCAGGUAGUGGUUGCCCUUGGCGCAGGCACCGUGUAUGCUGUCGAUUCAGUCGAUGAUCGUCUAGAGGAGGCUCGGAAGAUGGGCGCCCAACCGUUGAAGCUUGGAACGGAUGACAUCCCAGAAAUUGUCAAAGCUGCCACAGAAGGUCGAGGAGCAGAUGCUGUGGUUGAAAGCGUGGGCAAUACAUCGGCAAUGAGACUUGCCGUUGAUUUAGUUCGAGCUUGUGGUGUCAUUUCCUCUAUCGGUUUCCACCAAGGAGAGCUACCUUUUACCGCUUUUGAAGCUUAUUAUAAGAAUCUGGAUAUUAAUAUGGGGCGCGCAGCAGCCAGACCGGUCUUUGGCGAAUCAUUGAAGCUAUUCGCUGAGAACCAGGAUAAAUUUUCAGAGUUUAUCACCCACCGCAUGCCGUUGGCAGAUGCACCGAUCGCAUAUGAGAUAUUUGAGAAGCACCAAGCUCGGAAAGUGAUCUUGACGUUAUAG
This is a messenger RNA of Penicillium waksmanii, 1080 nucleotides long. RefSeq lists its product as uncharacterized. Lineage: Eukaryota; Fungi; Ascomycota; Eurotiomycetes; Eurotiales; Aspergillaceae. Gene Ontology annotation, molecular function: zinc ion binding; oxidoreductase activity. The record is from RefSeq and is a predicted model, not a curated record. The coding region runs from base 1 to 1080 and encodes 359 amino acids. The transcript is spliced from 5 exons.